Molecule: messenger RNA, 1020 nt
Organism: Penicillium canescens
Lineage: Eukaryota; Fungi; Ascomycota; Eurotiomycetes; Eurotiales; Aspergillaceae
Exons: 2
Coding region: 1-1020 (339 amino acids)
Source: RefSeq, a predicted model, not a curated record
AUGUCUCUACGCUCGGAUACCAUACUGUCAGUGCUGCUGGUAUCCCUUCCUUGCCUCGAGAGGCUCGAGAUCGGCCUUGGACACGCGAACUAUGACGGUUUUGACAAUGAGUUCUUGGUUGAUGACUUGGUGCAAGAUAUUUUGUGCGAGAUUCCAGGUGGAGAAGUCUUGAUUAACACAAAACCUGUCCUUGAAGGGCUGACUCAUUUAAAAAUCGAAUGCCGUGACACUUCCGCAGGCGACCCUGUUCGUCUUAUGAGAUGGCUUCAGCUACCUUCGUUGACAUAUUUCUUUGGCACCAAAUGGAGCGGUAUCAAUCUGGAGGACGAAGAUAUCAAAGGUCUACCUACCGUGCUCACACCGUCGCUCAUUCACCUGGAAUUUCGCGAUUGCGCAUUUACCGCUCCCUAUCUCCAUCGUAUUCUCGCAGGAUGUGAUUCCCUCGAGACUUUGAUAUAUCAACGUGGAUGGUCCGAGGAAGUAGUGAAAGAAGAUGAUGAUGAUGACGACGAUGGACAAGACUCUGGACAAACUGUGCAAGAUGAUAACGACGAAGAGCAAGAAGACAAGGACAUCCUGCUAGUAUCCGAUCUCACAGCCGCGCUCCGAACGAGAUGCGAUACAUUGAAAUCCCUCGAGCUCUCGUUUGCCAAGUGUGCUUGGCACGAUUGGGAACAUCUCUAUCUUUCCCCCAUCAACUUGGCGUGCAUGAAAGUUUUGACUAAAUUGAAUAUCGCAGCAGGAAUGGGACUGUGGUCAAACCCCAAGAUUCCCCUGAAUGCCCGUCUUCCCAGGACACUUGAGCUUCUGUCAAUCACAAGCCCACAGAACGAGACUGAGCUCCGCAACUUGAUUCAUGUCUUGUGUACACUUCUUCGUUACCGAGAGAAGCAACUUCCAAACCUCCAAGAGCUCCGAAUCGAAGCUCCCAUUGAAGGAGAUCCAACGGUAUUCGGACUGCAGUGGCUCAAACAGGAGGCAGAUAAUGCCGGCAUCCAACUCCGCAUCAUUGAUUUGUAG